This is a messenger RNA of Bufo gargarizans (Asiatic toad), 2495 nucleotides long. RefSeq lists its product as uncharacterized. The coding region runs from base 957 to 1631 and encodes 224 amino acids. The transcript is spliced from 2 exons. Lineage: Eukaryota; Metazoa; Chordata; Amphibia; Anura; Bufonidae. The record is from RefSeq and is a predicted model, not a curated record.
UUUCUGGAAUGGGUCAUCCGUUAUGAGUCGGGCUCUACGUCUGUUUUGCACUAUUUGGAUGACUUUCUUUUUGUUUCUCCAGGGUCUGGUGAUGGUUGCUUGUUAUUGCUGAAUCUGUUUUUGGAGAGGAUGGCGCAGUUUGGGGUUCCGAUUUCCGUGGAGAAAACAGAAGGCCCGGUCACGUGUUUAUCGUUUCUGGGUAUUGAGAUUGACACGGUUGAUAUGGUUUUUCGAUUACCGGGUGAUAAGCUUCAGAAGCUUUUGGAUUUAAUUGAUGGGUUUUUGGCAGUUAAGAAGGUUACACUCCUGCAGAUGCAGUCUCUUUUGGGUCUCUUGUGCUUUGCUUGUAGGGUGAUGCCCAUGGGCCGUGUUUUUGCCCGCCGUUUAUCUUUAGCCACUAGGGGUGUCCAGUCCCCCCGUCAUCGCAUCCGGAUCACUGCGUCACUGAAGGAGGACUUGAGGGUCUGGAAGGCUUUUCUACGUUCUUUCAAUGGUCAUACCUGUUACAUGUCUGUGGUUACCCCUAACUCUGAACUGUCCCUGUUUUCGGAUGCUUCCGGGUCCUGCGGCUUUGGUACGAUUUUGGGGGUGGAAUGGUGUGCCGGUGAGUGGCCUGACGCAUGGCGAGUGAAUGGUUUGUGCAAGAACCUUACGUUAUUGGAGUUGUUCCCGAUUGUGGUGGCAGUGGAGUUGUGGAGGGACCGGUUGUCCAAUACGCACGUUUCUUUUUGGACGGACAAUUUGAGUGUGGUUUAUGCUGUCAAUACUUUGUCUUCCUCUUCCCUCCCGGUUCUGGCGUUGCUCCGGCAUCUCGUACUUCGGUGCCUUGAGUGUAAUAUCUAUUUUAGGGCUCGUCAUGUUCCUGGUGUUGACAAUAAAAUUGCUGAUGCUCUUUCCCGUUUUCGUUGGCAGGAUUUCAGGUCUUUUCUUCCGGGAGCGGAUUUGGAGGGCAGGGAAUGCCCGUCGUACCUGUGGGACCUGGUGGACAGGAGCUGAUGUCGCUGGUUCGAUCGUCUGUUUCCCCGGCUACUUGGCAGGCGCAUGGUCCUGGGCGUCCGGCCGUUUGGAUCGUGGGCCAUUCAUAUGUUUUCUGGGCGGCGCAGAGAGCUGAUUGCCGACCUGGGGGGAGGUCCCUCGGCUUCCGGGAGGUGGAUGUGGCCUGGAGAGGAAUCCGGGGUUUGCGAUGGGCUCAGCUCAUGUCUCAAGUGGUCGAGAUCGGUUCGCAGGCCAGUGGCCCGGUUGUUUUAGUUCUACAUGCUGGGGGGAACGAUAUGGGUUCUGUUCCCCUGGUGGAAUUGUUGGCCCUCAUCAGGUCCGAUUUGGAGCGUUUUCCAUCGUUUUUUCGUGAGGUGGUCCUGGUCUGGUCUGAGGUUGUUCCUCGGGUGGUAUGGCAGGGUGGGGAGGCAGUCGAGAGGUGUAGAAGGACGAUUAAUGCCCGUAUUUCCCGCUUCGUCAGGUCCCGGGGUGGUGUGGUUGUCAGACACAGACAGCUCGAGGGCGAUAACCGCUCAUUAAUGAGGCCCGAUGGGGUUCACCUGAAUGAGAUAGGUUUGGAUAUCUUCCUUUCAGGUAUCCAAGAUGGGGUGGAGCAGGCCAUGUUUUUGUUGGGUGGUGGUCGGAGCCCCGUUUGAGGGCGGUGCUCCUCCUUGGCGGCUAGUUAUUGCAGCAUAAAGGUGUUGGAGGAGAAAUGGGCGAAUCCGCCCGCUGGGAGACCAGCGGCUGGCGGAGAGCACGGUUCAAGGUUAUAGUUGCCGUUUGAAUAAAGCUGUGGCCGAUUACCACCCAACAAAAUAAAAGGUUAAAAGUUGAACGGUGUCAGUGUCGUUAUUGAAGGGGUUAGUUGGGGUGGUAUGCGGGGCUAGAGGAAGGUUUGGAGUUCCCCUUCCCAUUCCUUAUGGUGCCAACAGUCUGGUGGCCACCCGACGGCUUAGGGAGGGUGGGCAGGGACUGGUGGGCCCCCCUCCCCCCUGUUCCCCCCCCCUUUAGAACGUCUUCCUCUUAUGCCUGGGCAUGCAGGGGUUAAUGUAGGGUUCCGGUUAGGAGAGUGGGCGGUCAGCCGGGAGGGCAUAUAUGCCACUGUCCCGCCUUCCCUCUUCCUCUUUGAGCGGAAGCGCUUUGUCCCUCCCUCCCUCCCCUGUGAGUUGAUGGUUUGGUUUAUGGUUCGGAUGGUGUGCUCAGCAGUGAUUCUGGGGAACGGCUAUUGAGGCGGAGUGCCUCUUUGGAAUGUUUAAGUCACAGCUGGCGGCUAGUUAUUGCAGCAUAAAGGUGUUGGAGGAGAAAUGGGCGAAUCCGCCCGCUGGGAGACCAGCGGCUGGCGGAGAGCACGGUUCAAGGUUAUAGUUGCCGUUUGAAUAAAGCUGUGGCCGAUUACCACCCAACAAAAUAAAAGGUUAAAAGUUGAACGGUGUCAGUGUCGUUAUUGAAGGGGUUAGUUGGGGUGGUAUGCGGGGCUAGAGGAAGGUUUGGAGUUCCCCUUCCCAUUCCUUAUGGUGCCA